Molecule: messenger RNA, 2376 nt
Organism: Cylindrotheca closterium
Lineage: Eukaryota; Bacillariophyta; Bacillariophyceae; Bacillariales; Bacillariaceae
Source: the annotation of a GenBank genome assembly
AUGGAAUUCCAAUCUUCAAGAAGUGACGACUUUGACUACGACAAUAUCGCCAUGGACACUAGUGUCCUUGGUGAUCAGACCAUGGCCAGCUUGGAAGAGAAAAAGGCACAGAUGUCACAGAUUCCUCCACAAAUUCCUCCAUCAUACCAUAACACCACACAACCUGCACCCUAUGCUUAUAAUCCUGACGCGGAUUCCACUGGAAACGACGAUCGACCCACAGAAGAACUGGCAUAUGGUAGUGACACUGAUGAUGUCAGUACUCUUGCCAACGACACGGUGUCAGGGCGUCAAAGCAUCACAAAGCUAUUUCCAUUAAUAGCCAUCAAGACGAAAAGUGGAGAGGCGCAACGCUCAGGUCCCGCAAAUUCACUUAAUUACCAAGGAUACUCAAACGAUGAUGGCGACGACGAAGGUCUCAAGCGAGAUAUUGUAGACGAGAAAUCGUCGUUCAAGAAACUAAAGUACUUCAUUGCAGCGGCCUUUGGCCUAUUCUUGAUCGGAUCCAGUACUGCUCUCACGCUAGGGUUUCUGAACCUUAAGGAUGAAAAAGAGUCAGUUGAGUCUAGUCAAAGGGCAUUUGAUGAAGAUCAAAUUGUUGGGGAUCAGUUAGUUGGGGAUUGGGAGGAUUGGACAUUCAAACCUACACAAGCAGGGAGUUCGCCUCCAACCGUAUCGGGAUCUCCUUCUUUUACACCAACAACUGCAUCUCCAAGUUCAACACCUUCGACAUCAGUUCCCAGCUCAUCUCCUUCAACAUCCAGUCCUUCAUUUUUCUCUUCAAUGGCGCCAACAGGAACGGUUCCAACGACUUCAGCACCUACCAGCGUGCCUUCAAGAAGUCCAUCCAUCGCUCCAACCGGAAAUCCUACCAGAAAACCUACCGGCAUGCCCUCACGCACGCCAUCGGUGAUGCCCUCUAUGGCUCCAUCGCCUUCUCCAACUCAAUCACCCACUACUUCGCAACCAACUCAAUCACCCACAACAUCUGCACCAACCAUGAAGCCCACGACAGCACCACCAACUCAAGCGCCUACACCAGCUCCAACCAUGACCAAGGAAGAAAAAUUCCAAACGGUUUUAGGAGGAGCUUCGCCUGACGUUUUGGUUGACAUUGAACGAUCGGGGAGCCCUCAAAAGGAAGUCUAUGAUUGGCUCCUUUCGGACCCAGACUUUUAUUCCUACAGCGAGGAUCGUUUGAUCCAGCGUUAUGCAUUGGGUGUAUUCUCCUUGCAGACGUCGGACAAUCGUCGUCGUCGCCUGGCACUAGACUACUCCAAUGAGUGCAACUGGUUCCCUCCAGCGGACGGAAGUGCUGCUUGCAACCGUGAAGGCAUUCGAGAGAAUAUUGUGCUUCGGAAUCAAAAAGUUGAUGGCACCCUUCCAACUGAAAUUUACAUGCUUGAGAAAUUGAAAACUCUUAUCCUCCCCAAUUCUAUGCUUUUUGGAAUGCUCCCCGAUAGUAUCACAGGCAUGAAAUCGCUUCGCGUUUUGGACCUCAGCAACAAUCGCUUGAGUGGAAACCUUCCAGAACAAAUUGGUGACUUGAAAAAACUCAAUAUAUUGGAUUUGUCCAACAACGCUUUCAACGGCGAACUCCCAAAGAACAUUGGAAGGCUUAAGGAUGUAAAGCAAGUGAACCUAAGUAGAAACCUUUUUGAAGGAGCCAUUCCUGCGGACAUUCGAAAAAUGAAGAAUCUCGAAUCUCUUGACGUUCAAAGUAAUAGAUUAAGCGGCAGCAUUCCUCUGGAAAUGACAGAGAUGGUGAAAUUACAACAAUUGCAGCUAACUGAUAACUUUCUGACAGGGGUGGUAGAAGCCUCGUUCUGUCAACCCUUGGUCGACCUUACUAUCUUCACGACAGACUGCCAAGCAGGAGGCUCAAUUACGUGCAACUGCUGUACCUUCUGUGGAAGUGGCGUGUCACAGGCCUCGGUCGUUUCACAGGGCAUCUCAAUUCAAAUAGCAGAGGCAGAUUCACCAAAGCUUCGCGGCUCAACCCCACAAUCCCUAACUUCUGGGGAAGCUAAUGUCUGCGAAAACAAGGUUGAUGCAAUUAAGACGUGCUACGAGAGUGGAAGUGACAUCAGAGUCCACAUUACGAACUGCGACGCUGAAGGCACUGACUGGAUUGGAUUGUAUGACUCGAAUGCCGAUCCUGAGAAACUUGGAGAGCCUCUACUGUGGCUUAAGACUUGUGGAAGACAAGAUUGCGGAGUCACAACUCGUCACGGCUCGGUAUACUUUGACGAAACAGCAGCCUCGGGAUCUUCUUGGCCCAUUGCUGAAGGUUCAUACAAGGCUUUCUUAGUCCGAAACGGAUCACACAAGAGCUUUGCAGAGAGUGGGGAAAUUCUGGUGCAAGAGAAAUGCUGA